This is a messenger RNA of Macaca mulatta (Rhesus monkey), 1670 nucleotides long. The record is from RefSeq and is a predicted model, not a curated record. Lineage: Eukaryota; Metazoa; Chordata; Mammalia; Primates; Cercopithecidae.
AGGUGGGGGGCGGGCGCGCUCAGGGAAGGCGGGUGCGCGCCUGCAGGGCGGAGAUGGGCAGGGGGCGGCGCGUGGGUCCCAGUCUGCAGUUAGGGGGGCAGGAGCGGCGCUGCUCACCUCUGGUGCCAAAGGGCGGCGCAGCGGCUGCCGAGCUCGGCAGUGGAGGCGGCGAGAACAUGGUGCGCAGGUUCUUGGUGACCCUCCGGAUUCGGCGCGCGUGCGGCCCGCCGCGAGUGAGGGUUUUCGUGGUUCACAUCCCGCGGCUCGCGGGGGAGUGGGCAGCGCCAGGGGCGCCCGCCGCUGUGGCCCUCGUGCUGAUGCUACUGAGGAGCCAGCGUCUAGGGCAGCAGCCGCAUCCUAGAAGACCAGGUAGGAAAGGCCCUCGCAAAGUCCGGGGCGCAUUCGACACUUGUUUUGUUUGGUGUGAUUUCGUAAACAGAUAAUUCGUCUCUAGCCUAGGCUAGGAGGAGGAGAUAACCGGCGGUGGAGGCUUCUCCAUUCGGGUUACAACGACUUAGACAUGUGGUUCUCGCAGUACCACUGAACCUGGACCUCCCUUCACACAGCACCCUCAAUCGUGUGAAACUGAGGCGAACAGAGCUUCUAAACCCACCUCAGAAGUCAGUGACUCCCGAAUAUCCUGGGUAGGAAUGACUAAGACACACACACACACACACACACACACACACACACACACACACACACAGUAGGAAAGGUGUAUUUCAAGCACACUUUCUUUCUCCUUGGGGGGAAUUAUUGCUAACCAUCGAAGUUUUCUGGAGGCGGCCUUUUUUCUCCCCAACCUGCCGGCGGGGUCACCUUCUCCCACCUUCCAGGAGAGUGGAGGACCCGAGAGAGAAGGACCACGCAGGCAGUGACUUCCUGAAAUGCUAACAAGGAUCGUAGGAUCAGUUACUGCUGCGAGGAGCCAGCACUUGCUUCUGGGGGGAGUUUUGCAGCCAACAGGAAAAUGGGCUUUCUUUGUGAGUUAGAGGUAGAGGUCCGGCGGCCUGAGUGAUUGAAACUGCUCGGGACUUUGCUCGUAUGUUUAGCAAACGACAGAAAUGCAGAACUGUUCCUGAAAAAUCCCAACUGAUAAUAUUUUAGUCAUCUCAGACUACAGUUAGCACAGUUUAAAAAUGAGGCCUACUUCUUGAAAAACAGAAUCGGAGGUAGUUUUGUCCUCACAUUGACAAAUGUUGACACAGCCGGUGUAAUUUCCUAUAACCAGGAAAACUGAAAGAAUAUAUAUACAGUUAAAAUGUGCACAAUGCUAAUUAAAACUUGUAUAAUAAGUCUAAAAGUAAUUUAAUGAGGCUUCGCCAGGAAUAUAUAGCUUCAAAAAGCAAAGGCCAGCGGAGGGGUAAUUAUUUUUUUACUGCAAUGUUAAUUGUCUCUUUGACAUGGAAAUAUAAAUCUGUUAAAACUAUCAGUGUUUAAUUUAGUGUCUCACUUUCUAUUAGCAAAAAUUUAUAAUCUAUAGGAUAAAAGCAUAUUUUACUUUUCAUAUUAUGAAAGUUAAUUUUUUUUUAAUUUAGUCAAAGGAGCUUAUAAAGGAUUUCAGGGCCUGUUGCUGGAUUUGAUUUUAAUUCAUUUUGAAACAUUGAAAGACCCUGGUGGUUGUUUUUUUAACAGUGGUUUAGCCGUAUCAGCAAAAAUUUAGCCACUGU